Molecule: messenger RNA, 930 nt
Organism: Hirsutella rhossiliensis
Lineage: Eukaryota; Fungi; Ascomycota; Sordariomycetes; Hypocreales; Ophiocordycipitaceae
Exons: 5
Coding region: 1-930 (309 amino acids)
Biological process (GO): mycotoxin biosynthetic process
Source: RefSeq, a predicted model, not a curated record
AUGGCCAGGUAUACCAGUCUCAACGACUCGGUCUGGAAGGAGCGAGCAUCUUCAGAACACGAAGAUGCUGAUGAAGAAGGACUCCUCGAGAAUAAUGGUGUUCCGUCGAGGCACUCAAGAAAAUCCUGGUUCAGCCAUCACAGGCGGACAAUUCUCAUCCACCUCGCCUUUCUGUGCGCCAAUGCGUUUGUACUCAUGGCGUACGCAUCUGGAUGGCUGUCCCUGAGAUAUCUUCCCGAUCCUCACUACUUGACUCCGUUCAGAAACGUGAUAUCCUACGAGCAGCGCGAGUUUGAGCUGCUCGCCAUCUACCUCAGCAACGGCACGCUCAACCCCCACAAGUCAAACGCGUUCAGCGGCCCGCCACGCAAGGAGCUGGAAAAUGAGUGGGAUCAUCUCAUGAAACAUGAAAGCGUUCGUGUCCAGAAGAGCGAGCUGGGCCCGUUUGAGGACGACGACAGCGUCGUCGAGCUGGCUGAUGGGAGCGGCUACUAUACCACGGUGGCGGCUUUCCACGGCCUGCAUUGCGUCCAGAGAUUACACCACUACCUCUACCUUGAUCAUUACUAUCCAGAUCUCUCUGAGAAGGAAGUGUUCCUUCUGAAGCGGCACACGGAACACUGCCUUGACUGGCUCCGGCAAUACGUUCAGUGCAACGCUGACACGACUCUCAUCCCAAUCCACUGGUCUACAGAUUCGCCAGGGCCGGUGGCUCAGGACUCUGGCAAACACCAGUGCGUUGUUUGGGAGGGCGUAUACAACUGGAUGGCAGAGCGCUCCUUCAGUCCGUUUGAGCCGGGCGUGCUGGUUCACCCGAUCUUCGGUGAUCCGUAUGCCAACGACAACUCGACGGGUCACGGGAAGAACCUAGGAGCCACACCACUUGGGAAGGGCGGAUUGUUGCACGGCGGGCAUGGGCACCACGGAUAG